Messenger RNA from Bactrocera oleae (olive fruit fly), 10472 nucleotides. It is a transcript of the gene bun, whose product is annotated as TSC22 domain family member bunched. Lineage: Eukaryota; Metazoa; Arthropoda; Insecta; Diptera; Tephritidae. Gene Ontology annotation, cellular component: nucleus; cytosol. Gene Ontology annotation, biological process: regulation of transcription by RNA polymerase II; negative regulation of apoptotic process; positive regulation of cell population proliferation. The record is from RefSeq and is a predicted model, not a curated record.
AAAGUUUACAACCUUAUAUAAUUCCACUGAUUAAUAUUAGUGCGGCGACAUCUGCUGGUGUGCAUGCGCCACCUAACGGCUGAAAACUAUCUGAAAUUCCUCUGUUAUGCUGAAAUCUUCUCAUCUUGUUUCCCAAAUACCGCAUUCUUUUAUUUUCCUUUUCACUUUCGUGUUCUCUGCCUUGUGCAUAUCUUGACAUUUUUGUAUCUGUCAAGUUUUUGACAUUCGUACAUUAGUUCGUUCGUUCGCAGUCGUCAGUUCAGUUCGUUGUGAAAAAGGGUUUGUGGAAGUGAAAUGUGAAUUUACGCAGCGUUUAAACAAUAUAAAUUGUGCAAAAUAAAGAAUAAUUUCAGCGGAAACUGAAUCCUCUGUGUGAAAAACGUGUGAUGGAAUAAUUAGCUAAAAGAUUAAUAUUCUAAUCAACAACAACCUAAAAAAUUUAACAAAUUCAAUACUUGAGAAAAAUAAAUCAAAAAUUUAUUUUUUCAGUUCGUAAAAAAAUGCUACAACAAAUCAGCAUAAAGUAUACUAGAUGUUUUGUUCAAAAGCAAAAAAUUUCUAAGAUUUUUUGAGUUUUGCUUUUAUUUUAUUAUUUUUUCGUUAAGUUACCUUCCACAACCCAACAGUGCGAAGCGUGAAGUGCGUAAAUUUCAGAGGUGCUUCGUUAACGCAUAACACGCGAUAUUUUGAAAAAAUAAAAAUAAAAAUCAACUAACGAAUGUGUUCUACAGCUUGAAUUAAAUAAAAAAAAUUUCUAAAAAUAGAAUAAGUAAAUUGCUUGGUUAUGUAUAAUUUAAAAGUAUGCAAAUUUGUAUUAAUUUUAAAUUAAAAAAAAAAUAUUUGUGAAAAUGUUGCAAAUAACAAGAAUAGAAUAAUCAAAGUCAACUAGUGCAAGAGCGUCGUGAUCCAGGUGAGAGUGCCACAGAUAAUGAUAGAUGUGAGUGAGUGACUGAUAAAAGUGUAAACCCCACAAGUUCAACUGCACUGUAAUACAAAAAUACAAAAUAUUAAAUUAAGUUCUCAAUUUAUUUAAAAUUUACACCGCCUUAUUGGUCCAACAAUUGUGUCUACAUAACAGCAAUGUUUGUGGCAUCGACGUGUUAUGCCACAUGACUGUUCUUCAUGUUUGUUGGCGUACAAUAUGCAGCGUCGUCGCAUAGCUAACGUCGCUGUUGCCUUUGCUGUCGACAACGGCAAACCCAAUAGUGAUAGUCGCAAAAAAGUUGUAAAAAACUGCAACAAUAAACAAAACAAUAAUAUUAAUAAUAAAAUCAAAAUUUACACUAGUAGCAGUAAAACGCGCUUAAUAACAAUAUUAGAAGCAACAGCCACUGUCAGUGUCAACGUCGCGGUUACACUAAACGUCGACAGCAACGCCGAACGUGACACGAGUUAUAACCGCUUCUUUACCGCCAUCAAACUAAAAUGCGAACAAACGCAGGUCGCGACUUUAGUCGCUGAAAUCGUAGUCGUUUUAAUAGCCAUUUUGAGCACAGCGCCUUUGUCAACCCUACGACGUACGUCAGCUAACCAAAACUCUGUUAUACACAGUUACCGCUGAGCGCGACCUCAUCAGCGACACUAAUAAAACUGACAACAAUUGCAAAUACAUAUAAAGCAACAGCAACUAGCAAAAACCCACAAACUAUUAGGAAAAUCACAAAAAGCAACCAUUUGUGAAAUUCGCAAAAGCGCUGUGUACGAAUCAGUCCAGUUGGUUGAUGUAAAUUUAUCAGUGUACAACAAAUUUAAAGCUGUGACAAGCAGCAGAGAAUAAAAGCAAACGAAGAAGUAAACCCUAGCAACAGUGAAGGAAAAAUCGAUAAAAAUCGUGUGUAAUGAUACAAAAUUAACUAAAUAUAUAUAUAUAUACAUAAAUAACGCAUAGAAUUUAGUAGUAAUUAAGUCGUAAGCAUAAGUGCAAAUAGGUGAAUUAAACAAAAAAAAAAAAAAAACUUAACUUGAAGAAAAUUACAUUAAGGCAGCAGCUUAAAAUCGAAACCAUACCUUAAAAUAAUUGCAAAAUCGACUAGAUUUCUACAUUUGGAUACAGUUAAUUUUCAAUAAAAACAUUCGUCCUGGAUUAUCUGCUAAAGACAUUGCGCACCUUGAAAAACCCGAUUAUGGCCGAGAAUCAGACCGCCACGGAAGAUUCCGGUCAGCAAUCGCAACAUCAGCAGCAGGGGCAGCAGCAACAACAACAGCCGCAGUCGCCGCAGCAAGAUCAGCCACCUCCUUCUGCACUUGCAUCGCCUACAACACCGCCACAAGAGAAUAAUUCCGCAUCAUCGCCCGAAGACACCCAAACCGUUGUUGCACCCAACACCAAUCAUCAUUCGCACAAUCACAACCUCCGCAAUCAGCAUCAGCAUACAAAUCAAGUGCAUCCCGAACAAGGCCAUUCGCUUACCAUAAUGGAUCAUCAUCAAUUCUCUGAUAUGUUCAAGAGUAGCACUAUAGCAGCUCAGCGCCGCAAUACAAUACAGUCUCACGCUCCUAUACGUGCCACCAGUACCACAUCGAUUAAGAAGCCACCGCUGACUAAAAUGACAUCGCUAUCAAAUGCAAAUACCGGUGGCAGUGCUGUUGGUGGUGGCACAAAAUCCACUAAUUCGUCAGACAAACAUCACCAUCACCAUCAUGCACAGAGCGCUCAUCAUUCGUCUCUUCACCAUCAUAAUGUGAACAGCAGCAUGAACCAUCAUCACCAUUCAGCUUCAACGGUUGGUAGUGGUGGUGGCGGCACCACUAAUGCAGUACAUCGUCGUACCAGUGAGAGUUUGCGUCUGAACGCCUCUGUCAGUGGUGGCAAUAAUGGUGGUGGUGGUGGUGGUGUUGGUGGUUCUAGCUCGGUCGCCAAUUCGUCCAAUACGAAUCUUUCAAAUGCGACCAGCAAUAGUAGCAUUCACUCGAAUGUGACUAAUAACAGUUCCAGCUCGAGCACAUCGGUUGUACCACAGUCAACAUCUACUACGGCUUCGACAUCGACGAAAGUCACAUCGCCAAACAAUAAUGGUGGUGGCAGUAGUUCGGCCAGCACCAAUACGAACCGUAGUCAUCACAGUCAUGGGUAUGGUGGUGGUGGUGGAAAUGGCGCUGGCGGCAAUCAGCACCAUACUGCCGCUUCGCAGCCAAGCAAAAAACCAAAGACGACCUCAUCUUUUCAGAUUACUUCCGUUACUGUGGGACAUCCCAAGGUGAAUUCCGAUAAUGGUGAUGAGUCGGCUGACGACUUGGAUGAAUCUCAUACAGAUGAAUCUCAUAGUCGUGUUACCGAUCUCGAAAAUGAGACACCUUCAAUGUCCGAAGAUACAUUCUCCAAAGAGGAGGUGUAUUUCUCCAAUAAUGCGUUGAGCACUACAGCACCGGUGAUACCGACCAGUUCACAGUAUGGACUUGUUGUGGUAGAUCCCAUUGGUCCGUCCCUUGGACAGACUAUACAAAAUGUACAGGUCAACGUUUCGGACAACAUUAUAAAUGUGGUAAGCGCUGCUGUAACGCCAGGCGGUAGUAAGAAGAAGGACGACGUGAAGGAGACGCAGCAUCGUAGCGAACGUUUCAAGGUGGUUAAGAUCGAGUCGACCGAGCCGUUCCGUCGUGGACGUUGGAUGUGCAUGGACUAUCUCGAUCACUCAACUGUAGGCACCGGCGGUAAGGAGGGCGGCGGUGGCAACAAUAAUGAAAAGACUGUUUCCUCCGAAUCGGGUAGCGGCGGCAGCAGCGAACCGGCAAAGACUACACAAAGUAUGAUAAUUGGAACGGGCGCCGCACAAUUACUCGAAAAUCAUGUGGACGGAGUUGGAAAUAGUUUGCAACUUACUACUGGGGGCGGAACUGUUGCUAAUACUACGAAUGAUGACAACUGGAACUUUGGAGAAGGUGAUGGAAGCGUAAGCUCACCAGCUCAACAGUUGCAUCAGCAAAUGUCUACACCAUCUGGAAUUGCCACGGCACCGGCUACGGUAGUACAUGGCAUGCAACACUUUAUGUCCGAUUCAGCCGGCAUACAGCAGGGACAUACACAGCAGCAGCAACAACAACAACAGCAACAGUCACAACAAGUAUAUGCUGAUAAUGCGAAUGCCAAUAAUACCGGCGUUGGUGGAACCACUCAGGAUGUCGUUCACGGGCAAUCUUUGCCCAUGGAUUAUGCAACAGUUGUCGCACAGCAAUUGCAACAAUCGUUGCAGCAACUAAAAAAACAAGAGGAAGCGAUUGCCGCUUCAGAGGAAGCUGGUACUGUUUAUGUACCACCACAGGCACAACAGCAACAGCCGCAACAACAGCAGCCGCAGACGCUUCCUAGCAAUUUACAGUUUCAAAAUGGCAGUGUUGUCAUGUGUGAAAACAAUAACGGUGCUGUAAGCAUGCAACAGGUUGAAAAUCAGCAACAACAGUCCAUGCCAACAGCCUAUGUAGCGCAACAGCAAAGUGGCGCCUACAGUCAACAGCAGCAACAAAACUUCCAGCCCGCUGCUACACAACAACAACAACAGCAGCAGCAUCAUCCACAACAGCAGCAACAACAGCAUCAGCCUUCUCCUUCACAAAUGAUGGCCAACGACGCCAUGAAUAUGCAACUGCAGCAACAACAAUCAUCUCAACAGCAGCAGCAGCAACAGCAACAACAACAACAACAAAAUCAAUCGGCUUCCGCACCGACAUCGAAAAUCGAUGGCGCAGCCACACAACCACAACAAUUCCAGUUCCAGUCACAAGCGCAGUCGCAGUCGCAGCAACAGCAACAACAACAACAAACACAUCCACCACAGUAUCAACACCAACAAUCAGCUCCAGCUGGUCAAACGAUGCCCAUCGUAACACAAUUGACAAACUAUGAAUUGCAGCAACAGUCCGGCGGUCAGCAACAGCAACAACAACAACAGCUGCAACAAAGUGCGCCGCCAACUAUUGCUGAUCCUAAAGUUCUUGCGGCCACCAUACAGGCACAUCAUGAACAGCAGCAGCAGCAGCAACAACAACAACAAUCACAACCCGUAACGCUUGACAAUGUCCAAAUAACCAAUGCAACAACAAUCGCGAAUAUGCAAAACGAAACAUUGCAGUUGCAGCAACAGCAACAAAUUCAUAGUGCUAAUAAUAUGAACAAUGCUAGUGCCAAUGCUAACAAUAACAACAACAGCAAUAAUGUUGCAACUGUGACUACAGUCGAAGAACAAUCACAGGCACAACAGCCAACUCCACCGGCACAGCAACAACAGCAGCAGCAAGUACCACAACCAUUGCAACAGCUAUCACAACAACAGCAACAGCCACCACAACAAACACAACCGAAUGCAGAAACAGAGACUGAUAGCAUAUCGAGUCUCUCGCAGGCCAUGUACCAUGGUAGUAAUCGUAAGCGUGCCUUUAGCACACCGCACAUAACACCCGCCAUCUCGACAUUGCUCAAUAUGUCGAACAAUGAACGCGGUGUAUUUCUGCUCAAUAACAGUAACGGCAGUAAUUUUAAUAUCAGCUAUAACAACAAUAAUAUACCAGCCGAUCAGCUUGUUUACUAUAUGAAAACGGCAUCACCACACGAUCUGAAGAAUAGCAGCGUGUCUGGACCGUGGAUACCGGGACGCUCCGACACCAAUAUCUAUACAAAUCUAGCACUUGGACAUAAUCGCUACAAAUUCUUGCCAAACACACAAAAUUACGAUGCCGCCGAUGAUGAGGAUGCAGACGAAGAUGAAGCAAUCGAUCAAUUCUCACCAACUAUUUACCCAACAAGUCGUUCCAUUCCUAUACCGAUUGGUAAUAAGCACAGUCCACAGCAUUUGUCAAGCGGCCAACAAACUCCACAACUGCCAACAUCACCAACACACGUAGCGCAUAGCGCCAGCCCGACCAGCAGCGCAUAUCCAUACUCUCCUUUCUAUGGCAGCUCACCCGAAUCGCAAACAAAUCUGGCUGGCGGUGGUGGUGUUGGCGGCGUCGGCGGCACACAAAUUCCCAUUAGAAUGGCUUAUAGCUACGAUCACGCGUUGGGUGCGAACUUGAAACGCAUGCCCAGCUUGACACACCAAACUGCACAACAACAACAGCAACACACCGUUGGACGUAUGGUGCCGCGUGCAUUAUCUCUCGAUGCGACGGGCCGAAAUGCGGCGGCGUCAGCGGCUGUUAUGUUCGCCACUUCGCCGACCACAACAUUGAACAGUGCAUCUGGAACAAGUGCAGUUGCGAUCGAUAAUAAGAUCGAGCAAGCUAUGGAUCUGGUCAAAUCCCAUCUUAUGAUAGCUGUUCGCGAGGAAGUUGAAGUACUCAAGGAGAAAAUUUCCGAGCUGAUGGAUAAAAUCAAUCAACUUGAGGUUGAGAAUACCAUAUUGAAGUCGAACAUGUCACAGGAAAUGUUGCAACAAUUGCAAAUGCAAACGCAACUGCAGAUCGCCGGUAGCAACACCAAUAGCAAUAGCAGCAGUGCCGGCACACCAGCGAUCACAGCAGGCAAUUCCAAUGCCACAGUAACGACUGCUAAUAUGAUUGCCGCAGCACCACCACAACAACAACAACAGCAGCAGCAACAACAACAACAACAACAGGCUGGUACACCCACAACUGCUGCGGCCAAUGAGAGCAGCGACGCCAGCCCAGCGACCGAAACAACGGCCACAGCAGCAACAGCCGCCACAGCAGCGACCAAUAAUAGCGCAGAAAAUACGGCGGCCACAACAAACGGUCCAUUGUCGUCCUCCUAAACGCCGCAAUGUUGAAGCGUUAAUUGAAAAGGCUUAUAGUCGAAGCGAGGCGUAGCAUUAAAAGAAAAAAAAACUUACGAAGCACCAAGCUGGGUAGUUGGAGUUACAUAAUUGCUAGAAUUGAAGGUGUUAUUGGUGUGUGUAUGUUGAGUAAGAGGCGGAUGUGUACUGCAAUAUAGUGGCGUACAAAUUAAUUUUUUUUGUUGCCGCUUGAUGGGAAUCUUGGCCAAGUGAAAUGCUGCAACAAUUUAGUGGCAACACAAAAAAAAUUGUUUUAUUACGCCAAAAAAGAUGAAAACAAAAAUUAUAUGAUAAUGUUUGCAGCUUUUGAGUAACGUCCUCAAGCGUUAAUAUAUAUUAUAGAUACAUAUUUAUUUUUCACAAACAAAUACUUUUCCUUUUUUUAUGGAAUGCUGAAAGUUUUUCAAAACUGCAAACAUUUGUUAUCUAUGCCACAGCAAUAAAAAUGUACGCUUUAUUGUUUUUUUUUUAUUUUUUUUACUGGUUCAACGGCGACCAAGUAAUGCAGCGUCUCUCUUGAAAACGUUGUGGCUAACAUUUGCAAACCAUCACAACGCUGCAAACACACAUCACGAAAAUACCACAAAUUAAACUAAAUAAACAACAAGUGCAAGCAAAAACAAAGCAAGCAAGAAACAAAACACACUGAUAAACGUCUGCAAACAAUUGGUUGCGCCAACGCCGCCAUAUGUUGCUGGCAACAUAUAGCACUUUCAUAGCAUACCAACAAGUAUUCCCAGCAUUGUUUGAGCGAUGCAACGCUGUGUGUUUGUACGCGUCAUUACACACACACACACACAAGCACUGGGCCUUGUUUGCCUUGUAGCGACAACAUGUUGUUAAUGCUGCUGCAAAUGCAUAAGUAUGAAUCUUCAACACCUAAAACAGCGCAACAUGUUGCCGCAAUAUCUACAAGCGGCAAACAGCGCGAAAUCAUCAUGUUAAAUGUGAUAAAACUCAAUUUAUAAUUAUUUCAAGCAUACAAAAAUAAGAAGUUGAGUCGAAUAUAGAAGAAAGAGCUGAAGGAAGUAAACAAAUUGUAAUGUUGCUGCACGCGCUUAAAAGAGAACAAAGUGCGGCAAAGAGCAAACUAUGUAUAUAUAAAUGAGAAAAUCAAAUCGUUUGCUUUAUUUGCGUCAUAAUUGUCAUACUCUGUAUAUUAUUAUUGUGUUUUAAAUUUUAAUUACGAAAUUUUAAUUUUUCACUAAAACUUGAGAAGCGCAUAGUUAAAGCAUAAGCAAACGAUUAGAGAGAAGUUUAGGAAAGUAUGAUUCAACAUAAAAUUCAUAUUUUUUUUAGUUAAAGUUGUGUGUAAUUUUAAGUUUUGAUAUUAUUUUCCAUCCAUGUUGUAUAAUUUUUACAAAGCAGAUAAAUCACGAUGUGAAAAUCAAAAGCGAAAUAUUUGCAUAUUUAUCAUUAACAAUAGAAAUAAAAACAACAACAAACAUAUUGCAUGUAUUUGUAUGUAUUUCCAAAUUCAGUAAAUAUAAGUAAAUUUCUUUUGGAAAAAACAUAAUAAAAUUGUAAACAAACAAAAGAUUUGAAGAAAAAUUAUAAAUAAUCAGGGAACUAAAUAUUUGUAAAAAUUUCACAAAAAAUAAAAAAGAAAAUGUGGCUAAUGCAAAAAGACAAGCAAAACAUACUUGUGUGCAAACGAGUAUAAAAAAGUUGUAUAAAAACUGUGCAUGUUGAAAAAUUAAUUUGCAAACUUGAAAACUCGAAAAUAGCAAAAAUAAUGCAUAGUAAACGCUAAAUGAAAAAAGUUGUACAGGCAAAAGGUUAAAAUAUACAGUUAAUUAAAAAAAGUAAAAAAAAUUAAAAAUUGCAUUGGUAAAAAUUUAGCCGCGUACGGCUUAAAGUUUCCAAAAAAGCGCAAAUUUCAAUGACAUGCAGAAAAACAAAUACAAAUUGGAAUAUUCAUGUUAUUUGUAGUAUAAAUUAAAUACAUGCAAUAAACCAAGCAAUAAAUAAUAUUUUUUUGAAACUAAAUACUUCAAAAAAGAAAAGUUUAAAAAUGUGCAGCAGUAAGAGUUAAAAAUUUUCGCUAAAUAAUAAACAAGGCAUUCACGCCAACAGCAGUAUUUAUAUAAGAAAUUUACAUACAUUACGCGUUUGAACUUAAAACACCUUAAAGACAACCUAAAUAUAUUGCCGUUUUAUAAUUGCGAAUUUUGCUAACAAUUUUUAUUAAGAAAAAAAAAAUUGUUAAAAAAAGUAUGCUGCUGUCUAAAGAUUACAAAAACUACUACUUUGUUGGUUAUUGCAAACUUCAACACUCUAUAUGUGAAUGUCUUGUUUUUUUGUGUACGUAAAAUAUAUCGUUCAAGCUGCCUACAAUUUACAUUUUUUUUUUUAAAUUUUAUGCACAUUACUGUUAUUAAGCAAACCACAAUUCACAUAAUUUAAAAACUUGUAAUAAAAAACAGCUAUACAUAUUUUUUUAUUCAACAAAAAAUUUAACCAACUAAAAUUCGCAAUUGUUAUGAUCAGUCAGUAAUAUAUAUAAAAAAUAUUUUAGUUUGUAAAUAUAAAAAUAAAACUUCAAAUCUCAAAUUGUAAAAUAGCCAAUAUUUAAAAAUUUUGUAUUAAAAAAAUCGAAAAAUAGUGAACAUGCUAAAAAUAUGUAAAUAUUGAAAUGAUUUAUAACGCGCUGAAGACAAAUACUUUAGCAAAUAUCGAGCCAGCCAGCAAAAACUCUAUUUUAUACAUUAUUUUUAGUCAACAUGAAUUUUACUAUUGUUUGAUUUAAAAAAAAAACGCUAAAAGUGACAAGUCUUGCAAAUUUGCAAUCUUUUAUCAACACUAAUUUUUGAAACAUGUUGUGGUCUUUUUUUUUAAUUAUAUAAGCGCACUUUUUAAACAAAUUUCUUAUAACACAGACUUGCGUGCUUCUCGUUUUAUGCGUACAUAACAACAAAUUUUAAUUAUAACUAAUAGUAUUGUAUACAAAAUCUGUUGUAAGAUUUUUGACUUGUUAACACUUACUUUUCUAACGCAUACAACUCAAGUAUUUUUGCUUUAAAAAAAAAACACACACACAUACAUACAUAAAACUGUAACCAAUACGCAGUUAAUAAUAAUUUUACGCUAUUGUUCAGCUACAGUUUAUAAGUUGCUUAUAACUAAUAUAAAAAUAAAAUAUGAAAAUGCAUAAGAAACUGUAAAAGCGACUGCCAGACAGCGCCAAGAAUCCUGCGGAGACUCUAAUUGUCUAAGGAUUCGCAUGCAUGCGUGUUAGACGCGCACAUGACUGCAGCAAAAUCAACUGUAUAUACAUAUAUAAAUAAUGAUUUACAAUAAAUGCAAUGAAACAGUUGAAUUUAUGAAUGUCAUGUUGUUGCAUACAUGUUGCAACAAAUGCUAAAAAAAAUAUAUAUAUAUAUAAUAUAAUAUACUGAUUAAUAAAAAAAACUUAUAAAUUGUAGCUAAACUUUCUUUUAACAACUUCUAUAAUCUGCUGAUUGUAUGUGAAGGAAAGCUGCAAGAUUACAUUUUAUACACACACACACAUACAUAUACGCAUACAUACACAUAAAAAUAACGUUACUAUAGCCACGUACCAUAUACAUAAUAAUAAAAGAUUGUUGUAGUUUAGUAGUUUUGCUUUAUUUCUAUUAUAUAAGUUUAAAUAUUAAUUUAUUGCAUAGUUUGUACGUAUGAGAAUAUUAAAAACAAUUCAAACAAAACUAUUGAAAAAUAAAUAAAAAUAAAGAAAUAAAUGGCACUGAAAGUUAUUAAAUAACAACA